Gregarina niphandrodes is the source of this 2298-nucleotide messenger RNA. RefSeq names its product putative exonuclease. Gene Ontology annotation, molecular function: nucleic acid binding. Gene Ontology annotation, biological process: nuclear-transcribed mRNA poly(A) tail shortening. The record is from RefSeq and is a predicted model, not a curated record. Bases 1 to 2298 code for a protein of 765 amino acids. The transcript is spliced from 3 exons. Gene Ontology annotation, cellular component: P-body; PAN complex. NCBI's taxonomy places the organism in Eukaryota, Apicomplexa, Conoidasida, Eugregarinorida, Gregarinidae.
AUGAGUGGUCGUGAGAUCGCGACGGACGUAACUGAUUUUCUUAAGAUCCAUAUCAAGGCGUCGACGAGAUGUCCACACACGAGCGAGACCGUGGCCUCAAACAAGGACGUGCUGCUGCUGCCGCUGAACUGCAGACGGCUGGCUGACUACCAGAAGAGCAGCAUCUCACCCGACACAUCUGAAGUGUCCGCCUUCGAAGACUCCUUGUCGAGCGAGGAAGGGCUGCGAGAGGACCACCGAAGUGUGCCGUCGAAACCCGCGCCGGAGUCGGCCGGAAUCAAACCCGAGACCGGGUGUUCUGAGACUGGGUCGCGUAGUGGCGAGAUGACACGGAAUGCGGAGGCGGCGCUAAGUCAAGAGUCGAUGGCGACUCGGGGCAGUGUGGAGUCGGGCUUCAACGUGUUCACGGCCGCGGCUACGGGGUCGCUACCACGUCGGACAAGUCCUGUGCGGUUUGCGGACUUGUUGGUGGACUCUCUGGAUCGGGAGUCGGAGGUAAAUAUGACAUGUACGGCCUGCCAUCGACGAAGUGGGAUCAAACCGCAUCGGAUGCGAGAGGAAGUCACACGACUCCCAGCCGUCCUGGGUGUCAAGACGGAGGGACUUGAGGACCUUUGGCCUGUCAACGACACACGUUUGGUCGUGCGAAAAUACACCAAGGCAAAACAGGAAGGAAGAAACGCACGCGCCGGCGCCAUGGCCGAAGAACUUACAGCACAUCUGAACGAUAGCCUCCUGCCAUCUACCAUCUAUGUCACGAAGCGAGGUAAAUGGGACGUCAAAGCACCGACCAGAAAGACCACUCGGAAUAUGGGCAGUGGCAAAGACUCCUCGGGUGGCAAAGACUCUUGGGGUGGCAAAGACUCCUCGGGUGGCAAAGACUCCUCGGGUGGCAAAGACUCUUCGGGUGGCAAAGACUCUUCGGGUGGCAAAGACUCUUCGGGUGGCAAAGACUCUUCGGGUGGCAAAGAUUCCUCGGGUGGCAAAGACUCCUCGGGUGGCAACAGGUUUGGUAAACAAUGGGUCUUGGAUGGUUACGUGGAGUACUCCUUGUUCUGUGUUAUGGCAGCAGAGAACAUUAACUGGGAUCGCAAUUCACGACACACUUUGUACAAGAUCUGGCACCAUGAUAUGAUGUCCGGGAACUUGUUUUCUGGAGGUGGUCAUGUGGAUGAGAAUUCUGCUCCAGACUCCUCCUCGGAAUUAGUUGACGCAGAUGGCAGCGACCCCGCCUCUGAAGAAGAGCGUCCUGUUGGACUAUUGGAAAAACUGCGUCUUACCGAGGUCGAAGAAAUAACAGCUGAAAGACCCCCCCUCGAAGACACCGUAAUUUCCUAUGUCAAGCUCCCCUCAACUGGCCAAUGGGUCCUCUUCAAUGGACCUCUUACAUGCCCCGUAGAGGAGGAUGAUGUAAAGGCUUUUGGAAUACCUUAUAGGAAGCCGAUUUGCAUCUUCUACAAAAGGACUUCUCCCAUUACGAUACAAUUACGAAAAGAAUGUACAAAACCAACCUUCGACUCCUCGCUACCACGAAAUCUCAGCGUCGCUGUCAACAAGCUUACCAGCCCCCCCUUCACUCCCAUGACUCAUACUGAAGUGAAACUUGUAGAAGCCGGCAGAUUUACGAUGGCACUGGAUGCAGAGUAUGUGGUGACCUCGUACAUCACUAAAUGCAGGGACAAUUUAUUGGGGUCGGUUCCUCAAUACGCAUUAGGUCGGUUGUCAGGAUUGCGAGGUGACGACAUCUUUACUGACCCGAUUUGUAUUGCUGACUACUACGUUAACAUGUGUGGUGGAGGCCAUCACAGUCCAGGACAUGUUAGUGGACGGUCAUGUUGUGGAGUGCUGGAUUAUAGAACAGAGUACUCAGGCUUACAGUUCGAGGACUUAUGUCAAAAGAGCAGCGACCAUUGGCUGACAACACGGUCCUAUAUCUACCGUCUUGUUAGAUACCUUGUCCGUCACGGAUGUCGUUUCGUAGGACAUGAUCUUUUCAACGAUUUCAGAAUCCUUGGAAUUAUGGUUCCGUCGAACCUCAUCAUCGAUACAGUACUCAUCUAUAGACUUAGCUCCAAGUCCAGACUACUCUCACUCAAAUACCUCUCCUAUCACGUACUCAAGCUCACCAUCCAAUUAAAUACACACGACAGCAUACAAGACAGCUGGGCCUCUUUAUUACUAUACAGGUUCUAUUUGCAGUAUGUCAAGGAGCAUGGUGAGAACGAGUUUAUUAACAAUUAUGUUAGCAGGAUUUAUUCCAUCGGUUACAACACGAACUUCAGAACCCCCAACAGUUGA